Molecule: messenger RNA, 396 nt
Organism: Pieris macdunnoughi
Lineage: Eukaryota; Metazoa; Arthropoda; Insecta; Lepidoptera; Pieridae
Source: the annotation of a GenBank genome assembly
AUGCUGUCUGCUGCUAGAUUGAUCGCCCCUGCAGCCAGGUCUGCUAUCUUCAGCAACGCAGCUCUUGUGAGGCCACUGGCAGCAGUCCCCACACAGACACAAAUUGUGCCUGCUGUCCCCGCCCAGGUGUCAGCUGUGCGCAGCUUCCAAACCACAUCGGUUACAAAAGACAUUGACUCUGCUGCCAAAUUUAUUGGUGCUGGUGCGGCGACAGUAGGAGUAGCUGGCUCUGGUAUUGGUAUUGGUGUGGUGUUUGGAUGCUUAAUAAUUGGCUAUGCACGUAACCCUUCCUUGAAGCAGCAGAUAUUUUCAUAUGCUAUUCUAGGAUUUGCGCUGUCAGAAGCAAUGGGACUUUUUUGUUUGAUGAUCGCCUUUCUUAUGCUAUUCGCCUUUUAA